UACACACAGCUCUCCACAUUCGUAUCCCUGCCAGCAAGCCGGGCCGCCUGACCACACGGCUUCCCCGCCAGCCAGGUGCUGGAGAACACUUUGAUUUGAAGCUUUCCAAGCCCUUAGUCAGUCUUUUUCCCUAUAUAAAGACUUAAAUAUAUAUAUAUAUACCUAUAAUUUUUUUUUUUUCACUUUCCCUCCGGAUCUCCUCCUCUGUCAGCCUGCGCGCCUCCUAGCCCCACUUUUCAUUCCCAAAGAAAAUGCAGGGUGGCUGUGUCUCCCAGUGGAGGAAGGUGGCCGCUGGGCUCCUCUUCUGUGUCAUGGUUUUUGCAUCUGCUGAAAGACCGGUGUUCACGAAUCAUUUUCUCGUGGAGUUGCAUAAAGGGGGAGAAGAAGAAGCUCGCCAAGUAGCUACAGAACACGGCUUUGGAGUCCGAAAGCUACCCUUUACGGAAGGCCUGUACCACUUUUACCACAAUGGCCUUGCAAAGGCCAAAAGGAGACGCAGCCUGCACCAUAAGCAACAACUGGAGAGAGACCCCAGGGUUAAGAUGGCCUUGCAGCAGGAAGGAUUUGACCGAAAAAAGCGAGGUUAUAGAGACAUCAAUGAAAUCGACAUCAACAUGAAUGAUCCUCUUUUUACAAAGCAAUGGUAUCUGAUCAACACUGGGCAAGCUGAUGGCACUCCUGGACUUGACUUGAAUGUGGCAGAAGCUUGGGAGCUGGGUUACACAGGGAAAGGUGUCACCAUUGGAAUCAUGGAUGAUGGGAUUGACUACCUGCAUCCAGACCUCGCCUCCAACUAUAAUCACAAAGCAAGUUAUGACUUCAGCAGCAAUGACCCCUAUCCAUAUCCCCGGUACACAGAUGACUGGUUUAACAGCCACGGGACCCGAUGUGCAGGAGAGGUGUCUGCUGCAGCCAACAACAAUAUCUGUGGGGUCGGGGUGGCAUACAAUUCCAAGGUCGCAGGUAUCCGGAUGCUGGACCAGCCUUUUAUGACAGACAUCAUCGAAGCCUCCUCCAUCAGUCACAUGCCACAGCUUAUCGACAUCUACAGUGCCAGCUGGGGCCCCACAGACAACGGGAAGACGGUGGAUGGGCCCCGGGAGCUAACACUACAGGCCAUGGCCGAUGGCGUAAACAAGGGCCGAGGGGGCAAAGGCAGCAUCUAUGUGUGGGCCUCUGGGGAUGGCGGCAGCUAUGAUGACUGUAACUGUGAUGGCUAUGCCUCCAGUAUGUGGACCAUCUCCAUCAACUCAGCCAUCAAUGACGGCAGGACUGCCUUGUAUGAUGAGAGUUGCUCCUCCACCCUGGCCUCCACCUUCAGCAAUGGGAGGAAGAGGAACCCUGAGGCUGGCGUGGCAACCACAGAUUUGUAUGGCAACUGCACUCUGAGGCAUUCUGGAACAUCCGCAGCUGCUCCCGAGGCAGCUGGCGUGUUUGCACUGGCUUUAGAAGCUAACCUGGCUUUGACUUGGCGAGACAUGCAGCAUCUGACUGUGCUCACCUCCAAGCGGAACCAGCUUCACGACGAAGUCCAUCAGUGGCGGCGGAAUGGGGUCGGCCUGGAGUUUAAUCACCUCUUUGGCUAUGGUGUCCUUGAUGCAGGCUCAAUGGUGAAAAUGGCUAAAGACUGGAAAACCGUGCCUGAAAGAUUUCACUGUGUGGGUGGCUCCAUGCAGGACCCUGAGAAAAUACCAUCCACUGGCAAAUUGGUACUGACCCUCACAACCGAUGCUUGCGAGGGGAAGGAAAAUUUUGUCCGCUACCUUGAGCACGUCCAAGCUGUCAUCACAGUCAAUGCCAGCAGGAGAGGAGACUUGAACAUCAACAUGACCUCCCCAAUGGGCACCAAAUCCAUCUUGUUGAGCCGGCGCCCAAGAGAUGACGACUCCAAAGUGGGCUUUGACAAGUGGCCUUUCAUGACCACGCACACUUGGGGGGAAGACGCUAGGGGAACCUGGACCCUUGAGCUAGGGUUUGUUGGCAGUUUGCCCCAGAAGGGGGUGCUGAAGGAGUGGACCCUGAUGCUCCAUGGUACCCAGAGUGCCCCUUAUAUUGACCAGAUCGUGAGGGAUUACCAGUCCAAGUUAGCCAUGUCCAAGAAGGAAGAGCUGGAGGAGGAGUUGGAUGAAGCUGUGGAGAGAAGCCUCAAAAGCAUCCUGAGCAAGAACUAGUGCUGCCAGUUGUCUACACCACCUUCUUCCCUCCCCAUCUUUGGCACUCCUCCUUAGCUCCACUCUUCUAUUAGGUGCCCAGCAAUGACUGUCACCCCAGACAAGUGAUUCCAUCUUUUCGCUCGGACGCUUCGCUCUCUGUCAAUGAUUCCUUUCAGUGCGAUGGAAGCAAUCUUUUUUAUUCUGUGCCACAAAAUAUAUCGU
Molecule: messenger RNA, 2375 nt
Organism: Chrysochloris asiatica (Cape golden mole)
Lineage: Eukaryota; Metazoa; Chordata; Mammalia; Afrosoricida; Chrysochloridae
Gene: PCSK2
Product: proprotein convertase subtilisin/kexin type 2
Exons: 12
Coding region: 252-2171 (639 amino acids)
Biological process (GO): protein processing
Cellular component (GO): Golgi membrane; trans-Golgi network
Molecular function (GO): serine-type endopeptidase activity
Source: RefSeq, a predicted model, not a curated record